Penicillium lagena is the source of this 2661-nucleotide messenger RNA. Its product is annotated as glycoside hydrolase family 55 protein. The transcript has 2 exons. The record is from RefSeq and is a predicted model, not a curated record. Lineage: Eukaryota; Fungi; Ascomycota; Eurotiomycetes; Eurotiales; Aspergillaceae. The coding region runs from base 1 to 2661 and encodes 886 amino acids.
AUGGCUCUUUUACAAACUACUGUGGCGCUGUUUCUCGCCCAUCUCAUUCUGCUGCUGGGUCUGCCUGCUUCGCUGGCUAUCUCGUCUGGUAACCGGUGCGGCAAGGGCUGCGACUCAUCCACUACCACCCCGGCUCUGGUAUACUUCCCGCCGGGCACGUACGUGGUCUCCAAGCCGAUCAUCCAGUUUUACUACACCCAGAUCGUGGGAGAUGCCACCGACCUGCCGGUGAUCAAAGCCUCGCCCAGCUUCGCCGGGAUGGCGGUCAUCGACGCCGAUCCGUACGAGGCCGACGGUGCGAACUGGUACACCAAUCAGAACAACUUCUUCCGCGCCAUUCGCAAUCUGGUUAUCGAUCUCACUGCUAUGCCCCAGUCCGUUGGCGCUGGUAUCCACUGGCAGGUUGGCCAGGCUACGUCUCUGCAGAAUAUUCGGUUCGAGAUGGUCCAGGGCGGUGGUGAAGCGAAUAAGCAGCAGGGUAUCUUCAUGGACAAUGGCUCUGGAGGCUUCAUGUCCGAUCUUACCUUCAACGGUGGUAACUACGGCAUGUUCCUCGGUAACCAGCAGUUCACGACUCGCAACCUAAUAUUCAAUAACUGCAACACGGCCAUUUUCAUGAACUGGAACUGGGCGUGGACUUUCAAGUCUGUCAGUAUCAAUGACUGCGAGGUUGGGCUGAACAUGUCCACUUCGCCAACCAACCAGACCGUGGGUUCGGUCCUCAUGCUGGAUAGCAAGUUCACCGACACUCCCAUCGGUGUGGUGACCGCCUGGAACCGCGAUAGUAUCCCCAUCGGUGGUGGCGUUCUUGUCCUCGACAAUGUGGACUUCUCCGGAGCAAAGGUGGCCGUUGCUGGCGUUGACGGGGAUGAAAUCCUGGCCGGUGGCUCGGUGGUCAACAACUGGAUGCAAGGAAAUGCCUACUCGCCCUCCAAGACAAUCAGCAAGCGUGACGCUGAGGCCGAGUCUGAACCCGAAGUUGUGACUAUUGUUGAGACUGUCAUGAAGACUAUCAUGGCGUGUCCUGCGACCCAUACUCAUCUCACUGCCAUCCCUGCUGCCACUGAUGCUCCAGCACCGGCAAACACUGUUCCUGACGAAACCGCUGCCAAGCCUGCUCCCGUUCCCACUGUUACUGGCGAGAGUCGUACGCUAGACCUUCCCAAAGGUUUCACUGGUCUGCCUGGUUUUGACAACAGCUGGUUGUCUAUCCUGAGCGCCACAGAGGUCCCCGACGCCUCCGUUCCGGAUGCCACGCCUGCUUCCGCUCCUUCUAGUGAGGUCACUCCCGAUAACAAUCCCGUCGUCGAGAGCACACCUGUUGCCCAGCCUACCCAGAGCAGCAACAGCGGCUCUUCCCAUGGACAUAGUGGCAGCUCUGGCAGCAGCUCUAGCGGUAGCACUGGUACCUGCGGUGCAAGCGAGGCCAUUGCUUCGGCUCGCGUUCAGCAUGCGGUCAAGGCGGGCUCUAAGCCCGCUGACCUCCUCAGCGGCGGUGCUGUCUUUGAACGAUCCAAGCCCCUCUAUGAGACUGUACCUGCCUCGUCAUUCGUUAGUGUCAAAUCCGCCGGCGCCAAAGGUGAUGGCACCACAGACGACACCGCAGCCCUCCAGAAGAUCCUGGAUAGCGCACAGGAUGGCCAGGUGGUGUACUUCGACCACGGCGCGUACGUCAUCACCUCGACGCUGAAGGUCCCCAAGAACAUCAAGAUGACUGGUGAAGUCUGGCCGAUGAUCAUGGCGUCUGGCAGUAACUUCCAGGACGAGCAGAACCCCGUUCCCGCGCUGCAGAUCGGCCAGUCUGGCGACGUCGGCAGCGUGGAGAUGAGUGACCUGAUCAUUACGACUAAGGGUCCCGCCCCCGGCGCGAUCCUCGUAGAAUGGAACGUCGCCGCGUCGUCCCAAGGCUCGGCAGGUAUGUGGGACGUCCAUGUCCGCGUUGGUGGUGCCGCUGGCACCGAGCUCCAGAGCAGCAACUGCCCCAAGACACCUCACGCCAUCACCAAGCCCAAGGCCUCGUGCAUCGCCGCGUUCCUGCUUCUGCAUAUCACGGAGAAAGCGAGUGCGUAUAUCGAAAACGCCUGGAUGUGGACCGCAGACCACGAACUCGACCUGCCCGACCACUCCCAGAUCAACGUUUACACUGGUCGCGGUGUGCUUAUCGAAUCUCAAGGCCCAGUCUGGAUGUGGGGAACCGCCUCCGAGCACCACCAGCUAUACAACUAUCAGGUCUCGAACGCCCAGAACGUCUUCAUGGGUCUAAUCCAAACCGAAACACCCUACUACCAAUCAAACCCCAACGCCCUGACCCCAUUCACACCCCAGUCCUCGUGGAAUGAUCCCACCUUCGAGACCUGCACCACAAACUCCUGCCGCAAGUCCUGGGGUCUGCGCGUGAUGGGCUCGCAGGAUCUGUACAUCUACGGCGCGGGUCUGUACAGCUUCUUCGAGAACUACGCGCAGAGCUGCCUUCGGUCUGAGGAUUGCCAGCAGAAUAUGGUUGAGAUCGAUUGCUCCGAUGUCCACAUUUACGGUCUGAGCACCAAGGCCGCCGUCAAUAUGGUCACCUCGUCGCAGGGUAAGGGCAUGGUGCCGGAGUCCGAUAACACGAGCAACUACUGUUCGACAAUCGCUCUCUUUGAGCAGUUGCUCGCUGCUUAA